AUGGAAUCAUUCCCCUCUCUUGUCUUCAUCUCCUUUGUAAUGCUUGCUCUGAUCUAUUCACCGGCCGCUGCGGCGGCCGGAGGCGGCGGCUCUAACGGGACGACUGUGUUCGAUGUGCUCCCCCAGUUCGGGCUGCCGGCGGGCCUGCUCCCCGACGCGGUGGCGUCUUACUCGCUGGAUGAGGAUGGGGGAUUUACUGUGGAGCUCGAUCGGCCCUCUUGCUACGUCCAAUUCGAUUCUAACCUUGUGUACUACGAGCGCCGGAUUACUGGAACGCUCAAGAUCGGGUCAAUCCGGAAUCUCGAGGGAGUCCAGGUGCAGCGCCUCUUCCUUUGGCUUGGCGUCGAUGAGAUCAAGGUCGACCUCCCCCCUUCCGAUUACAUCUACUUCCAGGUCGGAUGGAUCAGCAAGCGUCUCUCCAUUGAGGAUUUCCGCGAAGUCCACUCCUGCCAGGACCGGGCUGCCUACCGGGAUCAGAUUGGACUGGUAUGGAUGAUGAUAAUGGGUGACCCUUUUUCUUCCCUUGUAGACCAUUUCCUUUCAUUUUCAACUUCACCGUAA
Spirodela intermedia is the source of this 561-nucleotide messenger RNA. The record is from the annotation of a GenBank genome assembly. Lineage: Eukaryota; Viridiplantae; Streptophyta; Magnoliopsida; Alismatales; Araceae.